Molecule: messenger RNA, 2250 nt
Organism: Ichthyophthirius multifiliis
Lineage: Eukaryota; Ciliophora; Oligohymenophorea; Hymenostomatida
Exons: 1
Source: RefSeq, a predicted model, not a curated record
UUAUAAUUAGAAUCGUAUCUUUCAGUUUUAGAAAACAUAUCAUUAUAAAAUUAACAAUCUUAUUCUCUUCUUUUUUAAGCUAAUCUUUAGGACUUAGGUAAAAUAAUAGGUUUAAACAAAGGUUGAUUAGAUUCUAACAUAAUUUUCUUUUUCUCUUGAAUUUUCUCAUAAUCUGAAAGCAACUUUUCUUCAACUUUUUCAGGCCUAUUUAAGAAAUAACUUUAUUUGUUGAUUUUAGGUUUAAAAGUAAUACUUUAGAGUUCUUUUUUUUACAUAUCCAAUUAUUAAAAAAGAAUAUUUUUUCCUUUAUUUUCAAGCCAUUGUUAUUAAAAAUGAUAAAAUUCAAUAAUAUUUCUUUAAGUUUGAUAUUUUUUUAAAAUAGAAGGUUAAAAUGUACAUUCUUCUAGGAAUUUUUUUUUUUCAAAUUCCUCUUUUUAAACUUUUCUUUCUUCUAUUUCUUUCUAAUGUUUAUCAAUUAAUUACUAAGUCCUUUUUUCAAUUUUUUCUAGUUUUAGUUUUUCUACAAUUUUCUAAGAUUUUUUACACAAUUAAACAGAGGUUUAUAGUUUUUUUUAUUCAUUUUCUUAUUUGUCUUCUUUCAUUUUCUAUAUUUUGUUUUCUACUUCAAUUUACUUUUUAUAUAAACGACCUACUACUCCUUUAGUAUUAUAAAGUUUAUAUUUUUACAAAUUGAUAUAUUUUUCUCCUUCCUCUUAAGCAAUUAUUUAUUUUAUUGAUCCAAUUUUCAUACCUUAUAAAUCUCGAACAUCAUUUAUUAUCUUUUUAUCACUUUCUUCUUCUUUUAUACAAUCAUAAUUUUAAGAUAGAUACUCUUAUUUCUAUAUGAGGUUCUAUUAUGAUAUUGACUUUUCGAAAGAAUUCUGUGGGGGAUUUUCAUAGUUUUAAUCCAUGAUGAUUUCUGCUUAGUCUUUUUAUUAUUAAUCUGACCAGAUUUAAUCAUUUUCGCUCUAUUUAGAUUCUUCAUUUUUUAUCUAAACUAUAGUUUCUUAAAUUUAUUCGUCUAUUUAAGAUGUUUCUUAUUUUUAUUCUUAUUCUAUUAAAAGCUAAUUUUAUUAUUUUUAGAUUUCUUCUAAAAGUUAUUUUUGUGUAUUUGAUAGUUCUUACUCUAUUUUUUUAAUUUCUUAUUCUUUAAUUUCUAUUUUACUUUCUUCUUCUUUUCUAUCGUAUUCAUUUUCUUGUUUUAAUUCUUAGUUUAAAUUUUCUUGGUUUAAAUUUUCUUGGUUUAGAUUUUCUUGGUUUAGAUUUUCUUGGUUUAAGUUUUCUUAGUUUAAAUUUUCUUAGUUUAAGUUUUCUUAGUUCAAAUUUUCUUAGUUUAAAUUUUCUUAGUCUAAAUUUUCUUAGUUUAAAUUCUCUUGGUUUAAAUUUUCUUGGUUUAGAUUUUCUUGGUUUAGAUUUUCUUGGUUUAGAUUUUCUUGGUUUAGAUUUUCUUGGUUUAGAUUUUCUUAGUUUUAAUUAUUUUGUAUUUAUUCUUAGUUUUCGUCUAUGUUAUGUUUUAAUUCUUAUUUUUCUUCUUGAUUUUAGUUUUCUUAUUAAAGAUUUACAUUUUCUUAUUUUUUAUUUUCUUAUUGUAAGCUUACAUUUUCCUAUUUUUGCUCUUAGUUUAUUUUUUCUUUAUUUUCUUCUUCUUAUUCAUCUUUUUUCUCUUCAUCAUUUUUUUAUUCUUUUUAAAGAUUUUCUUCUUUUAUUUCAUUUGCAUUUUCUUCUUACUAAUUUUUUUCUAUUUAUUCUUGUGGAAAAUUUUCUUAAUUAUUAUUUUUAUUUUCUUCUCUUUCUUUUUAUUACUCUUAUUAAUUUUCUUAGCUAACUUAUGUUUAUUAUUAUUCAUUAUUAUUUUAAGAUAAGUCUUAUUAUUGAUUAAAAAGUUAUUUUUAUUAUUUUUAUAAUUCUUUUAUUUCAUUAUUUUGUUAUUCUUAAUUAUUUUCAGGAUUUUAGUUUUCAUUAUCUUAAGUUUCUUAAAUUUGUUGUUUUAACAAUUUUUAUUGUUAUUCAUCAAAUUUAGAUUGAUGUUCAGCCAUUUUUUCCUUAAUAUUUUUUGCCAUGAUUUCUUUAAAUUUAUCUAUUCCAUUUUCUUUUAUUUAUUGUACUUCUUCUUUAUUUAAAUCUAAUUUGUUUAAAUUAGGGGUUGGUCCUUAUCCAUAAACCAAUAAUUCUUCUUUUACUUAUUCGUAUAUUUGAUCAUAAUUUUGUUCUAAUGUAAAAUCUAUUUUAGUUUGUUCAGAUUAUCCACUC